This is a messenger RNA of Pelobates cultripes (western spadefoot toad), 533 nucleotides long. The record is from the annotation of a GenBank genome assembly. Lineage: Eukaryota; Metazoa; Chordata; Amphibia; Anura; Pelobatidae.
CCGCCCGCAUCAGAGACAACCCCAACCAGCCCUCAAACUCCUCACGAUCAACGCCAAGGGACUCAACUCCCCACAGAAGCGAGCGAGAACUGAAAGCCCUACAUGUAUCCAUAGCGUUCUUCCAGGAAACCCACUUCAAAACUGACAAGUGGCCCAAGUUCUCGAACAAACACUUCCCGCUGAGUUUCCACGCCACCAACCCGGACUCAAAAACCAAUGGGACGGCUAUACUUUUUUCAGUCGAAGUACCGUUCCAACUGGAAGAAGAACUUUCAGACCCUAAUGGUAGAUACCUCUUCCUGAAGGGCACAAUCCAUGCCACAUGCUUUACCUUCGCCAAUUUAUACCUCCCUAACAGGGGACAAAAACCCUUUCUAAAGAAAACCCUGACAGCCCUAGAUCUCUUCAGCGAUGGAAUACUAAUUAUUGGCGGAGACUUUAACGCACCGCUGAAUCCGAGACUAGACACAUCCGCAGGCCACUCAAUCCUUCCAGACCAUGUACUCAGAGGCAUGCAAGCCACCCUGCAUUAA